AUGUCACUCAAGGGGCAAGCAUUGGCCAAUCACUUAGUCGCACAUUCUCUGCCUGAUUACCAACCGCUGAAGACCUUCUUCCCUGAUGAAGCCAUCCUCCAGAUCGAGGAGGAAGAAGAAGGAAAGGCAGGAGAGUGGACACUCUUCUUUGAUGGAGCCGCGAACUCGAAAGGAAGUGGUGUAGGAGCCAUGCUAUACUCUCCCGAACCAAUUCCCAUAUCCAAGAGCCUGGCAUUCCAAUGCACUAACAACGUAGCUGAGUAUGAGGUCUGCAUCGCUGGUCUAAGAGAAGCCAUAAUCCUCAGUGUGAAGAAGUUACGAGUCUUCGGAGACUCACAACUCAUCAUCAAUCAGAUAAAUGGCGAUUGGAAAACCAAAGAUGAAAAGUUGAUCCCAUAUCACGUCUACCUGAAAAUUUUGAUUGAAGAAUUCAACGAGAUCACAUUCUCUUACAUGCCCCGAGUCAAGAACCAAUUUGUAGACACUCUGGCUACCCUCGCCUCAAUGCUGGAGAUCUCAAAGGGAGCUGCUGAAUGGGAACUCACCGUUGAACUCCAAAAGGAGCUUACAUUCUGUCUAUAA
Messenger RNA from Magnolia sinica, 582 nucleotides. RefSeq lists its product as uncharacterized. NCBI's taxonomy places the organism in Eukaryota, Viridiplantae, Streptophyta, Magnoliopsida, Magnoliales, Magnoliaceae. Bases 1 to 582 code for a protein of 193 amino acids. Gene Ontology annotation, molecular function: RNA-DNA hybrid ribonuclease activity; nucleic acid binding. The record is from RefSeq and is a predicted model, not a curated record. The transcript has a single exon.